This is a messenger RNA of Spizellomyces punctatus DAOM BR117, 904 nucleotides long. Its product is annotated as ESCRT-I subunit protein VPS28. NCBI's taxonomy places the organism in Eukaryota, Fungi, Chytridiomycota, Chytridiomycetes, Spizellomycetales, Spizellomycetaceae. The coding region runs from base 93 to 761 and encodes 222 amino acids. The record is from RefSeq and is a predicted model, not a curated record. The transcript has 8 exons. Gene Ontology annotation, molecular function: protein-containing complex binding. Gene Ontology annotation, cellular component: ESCRT I complex. Gene Ontology annotation, biological process: protein transport to vacuole involved in ubiquitin-dependent protein catabolic process via the multivesicular body sorting pathway.
GUCUCUCUAGAUCAGCAUUGUGAACUUUUGCCUUCAUUCCUCUACCCAAAACAUCAACCUCUCACAUCACACCUGCAUUCGCACUCCCAACCAUGUACUCUUCCUUUUCUCCAACAAACCCCACAACACCGACAGACCGAUCCCUCGACCAAGAACUCCGACUCUACACAACCAACAAAGACCGCGAAAAAUACGACAACAUGGCUGAUUUAUACGGUAUACUCGUCGCGACAGAGUACUUGGAACGAGCCUACAUUCGGGAUGCCAUCUCAGCCCAAGAGUAUACACCGGCAUGCCUGAAAUUGAUUGCACAAUACAAGACGGCUUUGAAUCUUGUUUCGGAUGUUGUGCCGGAUAUUAAUGCUUUUAUCAAGGGGUACAAGUUGUCGUGUCCGGCGGCUACGAAACGGUUAUUGGAGGUGGGUGUACCAGCGACAGUAGAGCAUGCUUCUGUGGAAGGUUCUAGUGGAGCUAAACACGUUGCCGAGACCGUUCAAGUGUUUAUUACGUUAAUGGACUCGUUGAAAUUGAAUUACGUCGCAGUGGAUCAAAUACAUCCGCAAUUGAGUGAUUUGAUUCAGAGUUUGAAUAAAGUAUCGACGUUGCCUGGGGAUUAUGUUGGCAAAGUCAAGAUUCGGGAUUGGUUGAUUACGUUGAAUAAAAUGAAAGCGUCAGAUGAGAUUACUCAAGAUCAAGUCCGGCAGUUACUUUUUGAUUUAGAGAGUGCCUUGACGGAAUUUCAUCGAUCGUUAUCCAAAUGAGAUUUUUAUUUUAUUUGUUUACACUUUUAUACCCUUUUAUGUUUUUUGAAUAUGUGAGUUGAAGGGUUUGGGUUUUUGUGUGUUUGGAACUAGGCCUUUUGUUGCCCUUUACAAAACAUUGAAUAUAUAUUUCGCAAACCGUC